CUGUGAGAGGACAUUUUGACUCUGCGACCAAGGAAAAGGCUGGUGUGGUGGUGACCGGGAGCAGGCACUCAGGGUCCAGCAUAACUCUAGUCAUAACAGCCUACAUCUUACAGAGGAAGCCAGUCUUCACUUGGAGUGGUGCCAGGCAUUUAUGUAUCUGUGCCAACAUCUUUUCUUCAAAGAAUGGCCAAGAGUCUCUUGGUGACCUAUGCCCUCUGGGUUGUGGGGGGCCCUGCUGGGCUCCACCAUCUAUACUUAAGGAGGGACAGCCAUGCAUUGCUCUGGAUGCUUACCCUGGGCGGAGGUGGGCUGGGCUGGCUCUGGGAGUUCUGGAAGCUCCCAAGCUUUGUAGCCCAGGCUAACAGAGCCCAAGGACACAGGCAGAGCUCAGGUCGAGAGAGACCACCUCUGAGUGCCAUUCGCUUUGCAGCACAGGUGGUAGUGGGCAUCUAUUUUGGUCUUGUGGCUCUCAUUAGUCUUUCUUUCAUGGACAACUUUUAUAUUGUGAGCCUCCCACUGGCGGUUGGCUUAGGGGUCUUAUUGGUAUCUGCUGUUGGCAACCAGACUUCAGAUGUUAAGAACACACUUGGGGCAGCUUUUCUUACUUCCCCAAUUUUCUAUGGACACCCAAUAGCUAUCUUGCCCAUCAGCUUGGCAGCCAGCAUCACAGCUCAGAAGCAUCGCCGUUACAAAGCUUCUGUGGGGUUCGAGACACUUGGUGUGCGCUUCUACCGCCUGGGCUUGGCUUACCUUGCUUUCACUGGCCCCUUGGCAUACAGUGUCCUGUGUCACACCACUGCUACCCUCAACUAUAUGGCAGAGACCCUUGGCUCUUUCUUGAGUUGGUUCAACUUUUUUCCCUUCCUUGGUCGCUUAUUAGAACCCAUUUUUCUUCUGCCUUACCGGGUUUGGAGGCUCUUGGUGGGGGAUUCUGGCUUUAGCAACAGCUCUUUACGGGAGUGGGAAAAGCUUUAUGAGUUUGUUCAGAGUUUCCAGGAUGAGAAGCAUCAGCUGGCUUACCAGGUCCUGGGAGUUUCAGAGGGCGCCACAAAAGAAGAAAUAGAUCAGAGAUUCAGACAGUUAGUGAAGAUCUGGCACCCUGACCACAAUAGACACCAAGCAGAAGAAGCUCAGUUGCACUUUCUGGAGAUCCAGUCAGCAUAUGAAGUUUUGAGUCGACCAAGAAAGUCCAGGGGAACCUGAAGCUGAGAAGAAACUUUCGUUGGAGGAUGGACUCUUCUUAUCAGAGGGCUUCUUGCCCCAAACCAGUUCUUCCCACAUUAAGCCUUCUUAACAGCAUUAAACAAACUGCUUACUGUGAAGAUGAGAUAAAUUUAAAGGGCCAUGAAAGCAGCAUCAGAAGAGAAAAUGGGUUUGAUCUCCUGCAAGUCCCGCAGUAAAGUGUCAGAAAAAAGAGGGUGACAACAACAGUGAUAAAA
Suncus etruscus (white-toothed pygmy shrew) is the source of this 1439-nucleotide messenger RNA. RefSeq names its product DnaJ heat shock protein family (Hsp40) member C22 (gene DNAJC22). The coding region runs from base 184 to 1203 and encodes 339 amino acids. Lineage: Eukaryota; Metazoa; Chordata; Mammalia; Eulipotyphla; Soricidae. Gene Ontology annotation, biological process: endocytosis. The record is from RefSeq and is a predicted model, not a curated record. Gene Ontology annotation, cellular component: plasma membrane; early endosome. The transcript is spliced from 3 exons.